This is a messenger RNA of Liolophura sinensis, 2976 nucleotides long. Its product is annotated as peptidyl-prolyl cis-trans isomerase-like 4. Gene Ontology annotation, biological process: protein peptidyl-prolyl isomerization. The transcript is spliced from 13 exons. The record is from RefSeq and is a predicted model, not a curated record. Bases 76 to 2031 code for a protein of 651 amino acids. Gene Ontology annotation, molecular function: RNA binding; peptidyl-prolyl cis-trans isomerase activity. Gene Ontology annotation, cellular component: nucleus. Lineage: Eukaryota; Metazoa; Mollusca; Polyplacophora; Chitonida; Chitonidae.
AUGAACAUGUGUUUCACUGUGCCUAGACGUUUGUAAACGUUUUCGUAUUGUUUGCCACUGGCUGAUGACACAAAAAUGGCUGUUUUGAUUGAGACAUCCCUAGGAGAUAUCACAGUGGACUUGUUUACAGAAGAAAGACCACGAUCUACAUUAAAUUUCCUGAAACUAUGCAAGAUCAAAUACUACAACUUUUGUCUGUUCCACUCGGUUCAGCGGAACCUUGUGGCACAGACAGGAGAUCCUACAGGCACAGGGAGAGGUGGACAGUCCAUAUUUGCGCACCUGUAUGGCGAUCAAGCGGUGUAUUUUGAUAUGGAGACAGUACCACGGAUCAAACACAGGAGGAGGGGUCUCGUUUCCAUGGUGAAUAAUGGCAACAAUGGACAUGGUUCUCAGUUUUUCAUCACCUUGGGUGAGGAGCUGGAUUACCUGGAUGGAGUUCACACUGUGAUCGGUGAAGUUGGGGAGGGGUUAGAUGUACUGGACAAGAUUAACGAGGCUUACUGUGAUGAAAAACAUAGGCCAUAUAAAGAUAUCAGGAUUUACCACACGAUUGUCCUAGAUGACCCUUACACAGAUCCUGAUGGACUGGUCAUCCCAGACAGGUCACCAGAGCCCACCAAAGAACAACUCGAUAGUGGACGUAUUGGAGCAGAGGAAGACAUAGAUGACACUAAAGGGAUGACAGAGGCUGAAAUUCAAGAGUCCCUGGAGAAGAAAGAAGCUCAAGCUAAUGCUCAGAUCCUGGAAAUGGUAGGAGAUCUUCCCGAUGCAGAUGUUAGACCGCCAGACACAGUGUUGUUUGUCUGUAAGCUCAACCCAGUAACUACCUCAGAGGACCUGGAGAUUAUCUUCUCACGAUUUGGCAAAAUUUUAAGUUGUGAGGUGAUAAAGGACCAGACAUCUGGAGAAUCACUUCAAUAUGCCUUUGUGGAAUUUGAAAAGCCAGAAGAUUGCGAGUCUGCAUAUUUCAAAAUGGACAACGUUCUGAUUGAUGACAGAAGGAUUCAUGUGGAUUUCAGCCAAUCUGUCUCCAAACUAAAGUUUGAUGGUGGCAAGGGAAAGCCAGGGGCCAGCAUCUUUGGCUCUAACUAUGCCAUCAAAGAUAAUACAAGAAAAGACAGUAAAUAUGACCUGGUGUUUGAGGAGAAAGCGGAGUCUGGGUACAGAAAAAAAAGUAACAGUAACAGGAAAGAUUCCAAGAGGAGCAAACAGAGAUCAACAAGCAGAAGUCGAGACAGAUCGCCGGUGGCUCAAAGGCAGAGAAGAGAAUCCAGAAGCCCAGUUAAUCAGAGAAAAAAGAAGGAAAACGACAGUUCAGAUGAAGAUCAUUACACGAGAUUGGGCCGUAAUGAAGGGAAGAAAGUCACAAAAGAUAAUGACCAUGUUCGACAGAGGUACAAGGGAGAUAAAUCAGGCAGUGAUUCUGAUGAUGGGAAGAGAAGUAACCAGUCAAGAGACAGAUACAGACAAGAAACGACUGGCAAGAAAGUGAGCAGAAGACACUACAGUUCUGAAAGUGACUCUGAGGUCGAUAUUAGAAGAAAGAAAAUGACUGAUGCUGAGAAUAGAUACCCCGGUAAGGACACCUCCAGGAAAGAUGAUAAAAAUAGGAGUGAAGGUAAAGAUAAAUCCUCCAGUCAUAGAAAAAAAUCAGAUAGUGGCACAAGUGAUGAUGGCUCUCCAGAGAGAAAAAGGAGGAAGAAAAAGACUAGAAAACCAGACAACCAAUCAGAUGACAACUCAGAUGAUGGGUCAAAGGUCAGGAGAAAAAAAGUGAAAUCCAAACAUGGGAAAGACAGGGAUUCUGAUAAUGACAGUGACUAUGAUAAAUCAAGAAAGAAGAAGAGUACAAAAGAGUACUCAAGGGAGAGAAUCAGGGAGGACAAAAGUAAUCGGGACAGCUUUCACGAAAACAGAAAUGAUAGAAAAGACAAAAGUAAACAUUCUAAUGAUAGAAGGGAAAGAAGUAGAGAUGAGCAUCAUUCUGGAAAAGAUAGGAAUGAAAAGAGACAUAGGGAUAGAAGAUAAAAGCAUUGAGUAGUUAUAAUCGUGUAUGUGUGUAGAAUGUUUCUAUUUUUAUUGCCAGCGUAUUAUUAUGUAAAUUACUCAAUUUUAUUUUCAUUUACCAUUGAUGCGGAACUGGUAACUUGUAAUACAAUUUUCAGAACAUGGGGUUGGUAUGGCUAUUUUCACAUCAUAAUGAAACAACAAUAGUCACAACUACGCAUUUUACAGUUGGAGAAAAUUAAACAUUUUUCAUCAUUUAAUUUUUGAUUUGUCCCUUGUAUUUUCAUAAAGAGGGUGUUGGCUUCGAUAUUAGUGUUCAGGGAGAGCUAAACAAUGUUAGACAUUGAUAGAAACUUUUUAGCUUAGUAGUGGUUAGAUCACUUCUGUGAUGUUGUAGGAUUAGCUAGACAUGUCUCACAUAUUGAUUCCAGCUCUCACUAGCCCAGCUGUGGUUGUAUUUAUUUAAUUGGUGUUUUAUGCCGUACUCAAUAAUAUUUGACUUAUUUGACGGCGACCAGCAUUAUGGUGAGAGGAAACCGUGCAGAGCCCGGUGAAAACCGCAGGUUACUGGCAGACCUUCCCACGUACGGCAGGAGAGGAAGUCAGCCUGAGCUGGACUUGAACUCACAGCGACCGCAUUGGUGAGAGGCUCUUGGGUCAUUACGCUGCGCUAGCACGGAAGCCUUCGCUUUGGUUGUAUGUCGUAAGGUUGUGAGGUACUCUUGUGAGAUGUACUGGUUUCCCCCAUGCUGUGUGAGGUUUCCUCAGAUAAUAAACUUUGGAAUAAGUAAAAUAUUCUCAAAUAAGAUGUAUAUUAUCAGUGAAAUCAAUCAAUACCAAAGAUAUUUGUGAUAUUUUUCCGAAUCCUUGUUCCCCCCAACCCUAAUGCUGGCCCCCAUAGUAGAAGUAAAAUAUUCUUAAGUGUAUAAAAGCUGUCAAAUAAAUAAAUAAAUCAAAGCAGUAGCA